Ramularia collo-cygni is the source of this 420-nucleotide messenger RNA. RefSeq lists its product as uncharacterized. Bases 1 to 420 code for a protein of 139 amino acids. The record is from RefSeq and is a predicted model, not a curated record. The transcript has 2 exons. NCBI's taxonomy places the organism in Eukaryota, Fungi, Ascomycota, Dothideomycetes, Mycosphaerellales, Mycosphaerellaceae.
AUGCCGCGAUCACGCAAGACCUCCACUGCCGCCCAUCUUGACUCUUCUGCCCGUCCCUCGCGCAAGUCCCGCUCCGCCGCCGUCACUGAGUCUCCGCCGCCAGCUGAGGAGAAGAAGGGAGGCAAGAGAAAGAAGGCGAAGACUGCUAUGCCAAAAGGCUUCAACACGAUGCGGACCGUAGUCUCCCAGCCCUCCGCGGCGUGUGCCGACAGCUCAUUAAUAGUAUACUCAGCUCACGAGCACCUCCCGAGAGGCACCCGCCCAGAUGAUACCUGGCCGCAUAUUGCGGCACCUGGACCUGUUGUGUGGGAUGAGGAAGAGGAGGAAGAUCUGAUGGGUCCGCCCGCCAAAAAGGCGAAGAUCAAGGACGAGGACGAGGACGAGGACGAGGACGAGGAUGUAGCAGCGCUGUCGAUAUGA